Suncus etruscus (white-toothed pygmy shrew) is the source of this 2523-nucleotide messenger RNA. RefSeq names its product autophagy related 4C cysteine peptidase (gene ATG4C). The transcript has 11 exons. The coding region runs from base 141 to 1517 and encodes 458 amino acids. Lineage: Eukaryota; Metazoa; Chordata; Mammalia; Eulipotyphla; Soricidae. The record is from RefSeq and is a predicted model, not a curated record. Gene Ontology annotation, molecular function: protein-phosphatidylethanolamide deconjugating activity.
UGUCUGCGGCGACAGAGAGUGCGUUGCUGCUGCUUUUGUGGCGGUGGCUGCUGGAGCUGGACCAUUACCCGGUCAGUACAAAAGGUUAAACUCUACAGAAGAAUGCAAUCAAGUGAUGGCUAAUUUUUUAGAAUUUGAAUAUGGAGGCCACAGGAACAGAUGAAGUCGACAAGCUGAAAACUAAAUUUAUAUCUGCUUGGAACAACAUGAAAUAUAGUUGGGUAUUGAAAACAAAGACAUAUUUUAGUAGAAAUUCCCCCGUUUUAUUGCUUGGAAAAUGUUACCAUUUUAAAUAUGAAGAUGAAAACAAACUGUUGCCUGCACGAUCAGGAAGCACAAUAGAAGAUCACGUAGUUGCAGGAAACGUCGAAGAAUUCCGUAAAGAUUUCAUUUCGAGAAUAUGGCUGACCUACAGGGAAGAAUUUCCUCAAAUCGAAGGCUCAGCUCUGACAACAGACUGUGGUUGGGGCUGUACGCUGAGGACUGGCCAGAUGCUCUUGGCUCAAGGACUCAUACUGCACUUCCUUGGCAGAGCUUGGACCUGGCCUGAAGCUUUGAACAUUGAAAAUUCAGACUCUGAUUCUUGGACUUCCCAAACUGUAAAAAAAUUGGCCGCAUCUUUUGAGGCAUCACUCUCCGAGGAAAGGGGACCAAAGAACCCCACCAUUUCUCGGAAGGAACCAAUUGGGAGAAACUCUGAUGAACGGGAAAUCCAAAACGAAAUGUAUCACAGGAGAAUUGUCUCCUGGUUUGGUGACUCCCCCUUGGCUCUCUUUGGUUUGCAUCAGCUCAUAGAAUAUGGGAAAAAGUCUGGCAAAAGAGCUGGAGAUUGGUACGGACCAGCUGUGGUAGCUCACAUUUUAAGAAAAGCAGUUGAAGAAGCAAGACACCCUGAUUUACAAGGACUAACAGUUUAUGUUGCACAAGACUGUACAGUUUACAGUUCUGAUGUAAUUGAAAGGCAGUGUCCCUCGAUGGCCUCUGAUAACAGAGAUGACAAAGCGGUUAUUAUUCUAGUUCCUGUCAGACUCGGUGGAGAAAGAACCAAUGUUGACUACUUGGAGUUUGUAAAGGGAAUUUUAAGCCUGGAAUAUUGUGUGGGGAUUAUAGGCGGCAAACCUAAACAGUCAUAUUACUUUGCCGGAUUUCAAGAUGACAGUUUGAUUUACAUGGAUCCUCAUUACUGCCAGUCUUUUGUAGAUGUCAGCAUAAAGGAUUUCCCUCUUGAGACAUUCCACUGUCCUUCUCCCAAAAAGAUGUCCUUCCGGAAAAUGGACCCAAGCUGCACUGUCGGAUUUUAUUGUCGGAAUGUUCAGGAUUUCUGGCGAGUUUCGGAAGAAAUCACUAAGAUGCUGAAAAUUUCUUCUAAGGAGAAAUAUCCCUUGUUUACAUUUGUGAACGGCCAUUCCAGAGACUAUGAUUUUACAUCGACUACCACCAGUGAAGAAGACCUUUUUUCAGAGGAAGAAAAGAAAAGGUUGAAACGAUUUAGCACGGAGGAAUUUGUUUUGCUUUAGAGACGCACCUUUUCGUUGGGUGAGAAGAACUCUUUUGAGGGGCGCAAAAAAAUGAAGAGAAACAUGUACUUGGAACUGGUUUAUUUUCACACAAAUAUUUAAUUUUAUAUGUUCUCUAAAAGAAGAACAUUUUAAAAUUAUACACGUUUUAAAGGUAUUUUUCUGAAUGAGAAAUGAUUUAAUGAAUCUUGAUUUCUAAUAAAUAUCAAAUGACUCUGGCUGAAUUUCUAUAUCCCUAAGGCUUGCUAAUGAUAACUCUACCUUAUCUGCUACACUGUCAGACUUCACAUUCUUAGGUCUGAAGCCACGAGUCGCUAAAAUGGGUUGUGAAUUGGAAUAAUCAAAUAAUCAAAUCAAAUAAUUCCAGAAUUGGAAUAAUCAAAGUUGUUUUCUUUAAAUACCAAUGAACCAGACAGACAGAAAAUGAAUCUUUAGUACUGCCUAGUGUCCUGAUUUUAAUGCCGCCAAAGCCAUAAUUUUUUUUGGGAUAUAUCUUGACCUAUUAUGUAGUAAGCAUUAUUGUGAUUGGCAUAGUUACAUCCAUAAGCACAAUUGUGAGUUCAGGAAAUUUUCGAAAAUAUGAUUUUAGAAUGGCUCCUCGUUUUGCUAGAUGUUGAAACUUCAUUGUGGAGUCAAUAUAAAAUACUGGUUUUCCCCAGAAAUUGAAUGUUGUUAUUGAUAAUAACAACCCAUUUGAUAUAUUCUAUCAAAUGGGGUAAGGCAAUUAUAAGACAGAGAAGUAUUUGUUCCCUAUCUCAAAAACGAAUUGGAUGGGAUCUAUCCUUUUUAUAUAGUUUUUAAAUCUCAAGCUCUAUCAAGAGGUCAAUCGAUGUUCCUCUGUGUGACCUUUGCUAUUUGUAUAAAUCAGUGUAGUGGUAUUAGAAGCUGAGGCCAUCUGUGAGGUAAGUCUGCCAUGUUUACAAUGUGUUAUUUGUAGGACAAUUUGUGGUAUAAAAAUAUGACUUAUAAUCAAGCCAGGGUUCUAAAAUAAAUGUUCUAAUAAAGA